This is a messenger RNA of Mycotypha africana, 1672 nucleotides long. RefSeq lists its product as uncharacterized. NCBI's taxonomy places the organism in Eukaryota, Fungi, Mucoromycota, Mucoromycetes, Mucorales, Mycotyphaceae. The record is from RefSeq and is a predicted model, not a curated record. Gene Ontology annotation, cellular component: U5 snRNP. The coding region runs from base 321 to 1343 and encodes 340 amino acids. The transcript has 3 exons.
AGCAGAAAAAGAGUCAUUUAGCAUGCAAAUUUUUAGUCUAUGACAGAGGAAAAAGGGCACCACUUGGAGGAAGAGAGAGAAAGGAAGCUACUUGAAAAGCUCAGUUAUUUUAUUAUUGAUAUCAGUAGUGUGUCCUCAACGCCCCCUUCAUAACAAAGAAGGAAGCUUACUCGACUUAAACCAAUCAUUUGCGUAACUUUAGGAUCACGAUGCCUUCCCCUCUUUUUUUGGGGGCUCAUUCAUGCGUCUUUCUUUGGACUGUGUGUCUUGUACAAUUUUUUUUUUUUUUUUUUUUUUCUUUUCUUUCAACGUAAUUGCACAUGGAUACUGAAAGAACAAUGACCGGAAGAAAAAGAGCCUUUGAUAUAAGUGACAGUUCUUCGACCUCCAAACGCGUCCGUUUCGAUAGCAAAGACACCAAACCAUCAAGAAGCUUCGAAUAUGACGAGACAGAUUUUGAGUUUCAUCAUGAAGAUGAAUUGGAAGAACGAAAAUCCCGUCAUGGUGCUGUCAAUUUUGAUGUCUAUGGUAGUGACGAUGAGGAAGUCGGUGGAGGAGUCUAUGAUAGCGACUCUGACGAAGAAGGUGAUGCUGGAAACAAAAAAGAUGAGAAAGACACGGAGCCCAAAGUAAAAGCCGAUGAAGACUUUGACAUGUUUGGAAGCGGUGGCGGUGAUGAAGAGCCGACGAAUGAGAAGGGAAAGGGCAAACUCAACCCGAAUCAAGAAAUAGAAGGGCAAGAAUUUGAAUCCUAUGACCGCGAUUCAGUGGAAGGUGACAGUGAUGAGGACGAUUUAGAAGAAGGACAUUUGGAUGAGAAGGGUAAUUAUAUUUUGAAUAAAGCGGAUCCUCAAGCAUUUCACGAUAAUUGGAUGCAGGGUAUCACACGAAAGGAUAUCAACAAGGCAAAGGCUGCUCAUGAAAAACGUGUCAAAGAAGAAGCCUUAAAGGAAGCUGAACGUUUAUCAACUGUACCACAAUCUCAAACGGACGUUUACCGAGCCCUUGUAGAAUAUCUAGAACCAGGACAAAGUGUACAAGAAGCGUUAACAUCCUUGGCUAAUUCAUUACCAAAAAAAUUACCUGCUUGGAAACAAAAGAUGUUGGAUAAGAAAAACAAGAAUAAGGGUAAACAACAUGCACCAGCCACACAACAGCUAAGCGAACAAGAAGAAGCAACAAGACGUAAGAAAGUAGAGACCAUCACGGGAUUGGCAGAUCAAAUGAUGGCGUUGGGCCAUUUUACCAUCUAUGAGGAUACGUUUGAGAUCAUGGUGAGAUAUCUGCGUAAGGAAGGUGUUGUGCCGCAAGAUUGGUUACCGGAAUCCGCUGAAAAAGACUGAUGCUCCUUUCUUCUACAUCCCACCUCAUAUUCAUAUUGUUCUUUAUUGCCGUCAUCCCCAAGUAGUUGAAUACCAUUUACCUUUUUUCUUUUUUUAUCCUUUUUAGUAUCCUAUAAACGUCUGUUAUGUAUUUAUUUUUUCUAUUGUGACAUGCAGGAGCUUCAUUCAGCAGUGCUGCAGAAGCGCAUUUCAUAAGACACUGGGUUUAUUUCAAGCUUUCUGAAGCUUUUUGUGAUUUUUCUUAUUCUUGUGGUCCGUCAUACCAGCCGCUUCUUAUAAUAAAUGGUCCUAUCGAUUUCCAUGCACAGCUAAAUAUAUCAAUUGUCUAC